Rotaria sp. Silwood2 is the source of this 732-nucleotide messenger RNA. NCBI's taxonomy places the organism in Eukaryota, Metazoa, Rotifera, Eurotatoria, Philodinida, Philodinidae. The record is from the annotation of a GenBank genome assembly.
AUGUUAAUUACCCUAUCAAAAACAUCUAAAAACGCCCCGUUAUUAAUAUACAAUGGCUAUUCAUAUACAAUUGAUCGAAAAAGUGAGACAAAAAUUCUUUGGAAAUGUGAAUACUGUAGAAAAUAUGCCUGUCAUGGGCGAUUACAUACAAAAUUAAACUAUGAAUUUAUUAAAACAGUUGGUGAACAUGAAAAUCAUACUGGUAAUCCACGAUGUGAAGCAACCCGUAAAUAUUAUGAACAAUUAAAACAAGAACCAGAACAAAAUCAAACAAAUCCACAUAAUAUUUUAACACAAACAAAUAUCGGCGUACCAGAUGAGGUGCGUAUUCAAUUACCAAGUAAUCAUAAUUUAAAACGAAAUAUUCGUCGUUGGCGACAAGAAAACACUACUGAACCAACACCAACAAACAUUGAUUUUCCUGUUAUUCCACAAAAAUACCAUCAAACAACUCGUAACAACACCUUUUUUCAGAAAGAUACUGGUCCAGAUUCAAACCGGUUAUUAAUUUUUUUUACCGAUGAACAAAAAAAAAUCAUGGAAAAUACCACAGAAUUUUUUAUCGACGGAACGUUUAAGGUGGUACCGGAAAUCUUUUUUCAAUUAUUUGCUAUACACGCCAACUAUCGUAAUCAUGUAUUAUCAGUAGCAUUUAUUCUUUUACCAUCAAAAAAGGAACAAAUUUAUCAAAAAAUGAUUGAUGAAACUAUUCAAUUGGUUCCAGCUUGGUAG